AUGGCACUCAACUGUGCAAUGCUCAAUGCAAUCAGAGAACCGAUACCUUUACCAGAUGAGAACAUCAUAUCCACGGUCGAUUCAGGAGCAGAAGUGAUAUUACUCAUACCGGACACUCCACCAGCGGGUAGCCGUUUAUCUGGCGGAUCUGGAGGCGCUCAGAAGCUGAAAGCUAUGGGAAGGAUAUGGCUAACUGAUCGUCGAUUCCUGUUCACUUCCUCUCCAGAUUCAUCAUUCGACUCUUUAACGGUCCCUUUGCCCUCUAUUCUCACUACUCGUUUUGAACAGCCCACAUUCGGCGCAAAUUAUCUCUCAUUCGAGAUAAAACCUUCUUCCGGAGGUGGCUUGACAGAUGGUACUGGCAUUGAACUCCGAUUUAAGAAUCAAGCCAUGUUUCAAUUUGUGGCGCUACUAGAGAAGACGAGAGAGCGCGCUAUCUACAUGAGAAGACAGGUUGCACAAGAGGACGAGGGUCUACCGAGUUAUACAUCCCCCGCAGAAUCGAGCACUGUCACUCUUGUCGGAGAUGUUCCAGUGGACAAUCCACCAGAGUAUGGCUUCUAG
Messenger RNA from Lentinula edodes (shiitake mushroom), 564 nucleotides. RefSeq lists its product as uncharacterized. Gene Ontology annotation, cellular component: nucleus. The transcript is spliced from 3 exons. Bases 1 to 564 code for a protein of 187 amino acids. Gene Ontology annotation, biological process: positive regulation of DNA-templated transcription. Lineage: Eukaryota; Fungi; Basidiomycota; Agaricomycetes; Agaricales; Omphalotaceae. Gene Ontology annotation, molecular function: chromatin DNA binding; transcription coactivator activity. The record is from RefSeq and is a predicted model, not a curated record.